AUGGCUAUUAAAAUUGGUAUUAACGGUUUCGGUAGAAUUGGACGUUUAGUCUUAAGAGUUGCAUUACAAAGAAAAGAUAUUGAUGUAGUUGCUAUUAAUGAUCCAUUUAUUGCUCCAGAUUAUGCUGCUUAUAUGUUUAAAUAUGAUUCAACUCAUGGUGCUUAUCAAGGUGAAGUUAAAGCUGAAGGUGAUAAUUUAAUUAUUGAUGGUCAUAAAAUUAAAGUUUUCCAAUAUAAAGAUCCUGCAGAAAUUCCAUGGGGUAAAAAUGGUGUUGAAUAUGUAAUUGAAUCAACUGGUGUUUUCACUACUAUUGAAGGUGCUAAAAAACAUAUUGAAGGUGGUGCUAAAAAAGUUAUUAUUACUGCUCCAUCAUCAGAUGCUCCAAUGUUUGUUGUUGGUGUUAAUGAAGAUAAAUAUACUCCAGAUUUAGAUAUUAUUUCAAAUGCUUCAUGUACUACUAAUUGUUUAGCUCCAUUAGCUAAAAUUGUUAAUGAUAAUUUUGGAAUUGAAGAAGGUUUAAUGACUACUGUUCAUUCAAUGACUGCUACUCAAAAAACUGUUGAUGGUCCAUCACAUAAAGAUUGGAGAGGUGGUAGAACUGCUUCAGGUAACAUUAUUCCAUCAUCAACUGGUGCUGCUAAAGCUGUUGGUAAAGUUAUUCCAGAAUUAAAUGGUAAAUUAACUGGUAUGUCAUUAAGAGUUCCAACUGUUGAUGUUUCAGUUGUUGAUUUAACUGUUAGAUUAAAAAAACCAACUUCAUAUGAAGAAAUUUCAAAAGCUAUUAAAAAAGCUUCAGAAGGUGAAUUAAAAGGAAUUGUUGGUUAUACUGAAGAUGCUGUUGUUUCAACUGAUUUCUUAGGUUCAUCAUAUUCAUCAAUUUUUGAUCAAAAAGCUGGUAUUUUAUUAUCACCAACUUUUGUUAAAUUAGUUUCAUGGUAUGAUAAUGAAUUUGGUUAUUCAACAAGAGUUGUUGAUUUAUUAGAACACGUUGCUAAAGUUUCAAAAUAA
Molecule: messenger RNA, 1008 nt
Organism: Lodderomyces jiufengensis
Lineage: Eukaryota; Fungi; Ascomycota; Pichiomycetes; Serinales; Debaryomycetaceae
Gene: TDH3
Product: glyceraldehyde-3-phosphate dehydrogenase (phosphorylating)
Exons: 1
Coding region: 1-1008 (335 amino acids)
Biological process (GO): glucose metabolic process
Molecular function (GO): NADP binding; oxidoreductase activity, acting on the aldehyde or oxo group of donors, NAD or NADP as acceptor; NAD binding
Source: RefSeq, a predicted model, not a curated record